This is a messenger RNA of Penicillium manginii, 3792 nucleotides long. RefSeq names its product ankyrin repeat domain-containing protein. Gene Ontology annotation, molecular function: protein binding. NCBI's taxonomy places the organism in Eukaryota, Fungi, Ascomycota, Eurotiomycetes, Eurotiales, Aspergillaceae. Bases 1 to 3792 code for a protein of 1263 amino acids. The record is from RefSeq and is a predicted model, not a curated record. The transcript has a single exon.
AUGCCUAGUAUGGACGAUAUGGACUUUGACGAUUUUGAUUCCGAAUGCAGCAGCUCGGACACCCCGACGGAACCACCCGAGGCAGGGGCUCCGGCGCCAAUUCUGGCUGCAGUGGAAGCCGAGUCUGUGGAUACAGUGCGCAACUUGAUCCCCACCACAUCUCCAGCCGAUCUUUCCGCGGCUCUGUGUCGAUCGUGCGAAGAAGGGAAACUUGCUAUCGCCGAGGAAUUGCUGGAGAGUGGACAAUGUGAUCCAAAUGCAGCAUACCAAGAUAUUACUCCGCUUUUUCUUGCAGCCCAUAAUGCACACCCGACGCUUGUCGAGGUUCUUCUUCGACAUGGGGCAGAUGUCAACAUCAAAUCUAAUCGUGGACGAAAUAAGAGAAGACAACAAAAGCAGCUGCCACUUCAUAGUGUGCCAUGGUCUUUUAAUCAUCCUAGAAUUCGCGAUGGCCAAAAUUUACUCCGCCGACGGGCGGUGCUUGAGUUGCUGCUCGAUGCAGGCUGCAAUAUCAAUUCGAAAGACGACGACCGGACAUUGUUGUUGCAAUGUAUGCCCAAUGACAUCAAGCUUGCGCCCUUCCUCCUACGCCGUGGAGCGGACCCAGAUGUCGCAGACCAUCUUGGUCGAACAGCGCUGCAUUUUUUCCACGAUCCCCAGGAUGAGCCGGAUCUAUUCAAGAUGUUCAUGGACCAUGGAGCGCGUUUAGACCUCAUUUUUCAACCGGAUGGAACUGCAGCAUUGCAUGCCUUCGCGUCAAACCAUGACCUAGGUGAUCUUUCCAUGUUCAAGCCGUAUGUUCCAGAUUGGAAUAUUACUACCUCCGACGGCGACACGGUUCUGCACAUCGCUGUCGAAAAGCACAGGCCUGGAGAUCCCACGGUUCCAGCACUUUUAGCUCUCGGUAUGAGCCCAGCCCAGAGGAAUCAUAAGGGUCAGCAAGCUAUCCACAAAGUUGAUACUUCAUACUCCGACUGUGAGGAAAUCCUGGACAUAUUAUGUGCUGCGGACUCGGAUCUGGAGGCAAAAGACUCCCGCGGGAAUACCCUUCUCACAAGCGCCGUCUGUGGCCCAAACAGCGGAUUUCACAGUGAAACUUUAGUCCCCUCUCUGAUCAACCGUGGAGCAAAUAUAAAUGCUCAAGACUACAAGGGAAACGGGGUCCUUUCCAAUCUGAUCGGCUCUUUCGGAUUCCAAUCGAACCAACUGGAUAAUCUUAUGAAGCUUGGAGCAGAUCCCCUAAUGCAAAACUACGCUGGACAGGAUUUCCUACAUCUUCUCGCGUCCGGCUACGCCGCAAUCGACGAAGAGACAGCUUUUCUGACAAUAAUCAAUCUCCUCGGUAACGGCCAUUGCCCAACUGUCUGUGACUUUCAAGGGAGAACUGCCCUUCACGCACUUUGCAGCCACACGUCAGAUCAUCUUUUUGCGGCAUCUCCUGUGAAAGGAAAAUGCGCGAUCGAUCUUCUACUUGAUGCAGGCCUAGAUGCAGCAUUAAAUAUGCCUGAUUAUCAGGGUGUUCGACCAAUUCAUCUCGCAGCCACCACAUCGGAGAUUCUAGUCGGCAAGCUGAUCGCCAGAGGCGCCGACGCGGCGGUUACGACCAAAGAUGGACGGAACUUGUUACACAUCGCCGCAACUGCUCGUCAGAGUAAUGUCGUCGGACUACUUUUGGACCAUUAUGCUUCGAACAACAUGACCUCCAUGGUGAAUAUGCAGUCUGAUGAUGGGCGGACCCCUCUUCACCUAGCCUGUCGUUCUGGAAGGCUAGAGACAGUGAACCUGCUUCUUAAUCAUGGAGCAGACACUCAAGUGAGAGAUAAAAGCAAAAGAUUACCAAUAGACGCAUGCUCUGAGUUCCUGGUCGAAAGUCGACUUUGGAUUGCGAAUGAUGAUCAGGAGAACAUACUGAACAAUGCUUUUGCGGCAGGCAUCCUCGCGCAAGAUAAAGAACGACCGCUAAGAGGUGAUACUCGCCCUAACAGAGAGCCUUUUAAUCCUAAGAAGAUAGGAUGGAAAGGUGAAAUCACGUCUGAAGACUCGACCCUCGGAAGUGGGCGCAUCGUGCGUGCAUUGGCGUUGAAGGGGGGGUUCCAGGCCGCAGAUAUAACGGAAGGUGUUGGCUCUAUUUUCCUUGCGCAAGAUUCUGGAGAUGAAGAAAUGGCUGCCGAGCUGGUGAGAGCAUCAAGGGAGUUGGGAAUCAAUAUCGAAACAUCGCUCCCAUUCAGCACCGAAUCUCUGCUACUUCGCUCACGGCAUCUUUCCACUCUGCUGAAGCAGAUAUUUACCUCACCCUGCACUAUGGACUUGGAUCUUUUUCAACUGGUGAUAGAUGGCCACCAUAAUGAGCUUGCUGAGGCACUAGAAGAGAAUCCCACUCUUGUUCGGGAUGACUCUGACGGGGUCUUUCCGGAUUUCCUAUUUGCCUGUGCGCGAUGGGGAUAUACCGACAUAUUUAGGAGGAUUGGCAGUAUCAUGCCGGACAGUGACUGGAUUGAUGGGGGUCACGAAGUACUGGAUGGCCCCCUAAUCCCAUACUUGCUAGCAGCUGCCGAGAGGCAGCUGCCGAACUUGGAAUUGAUCAAGGUCAUCGUUGAAAAAUUUGAAGCGGACGUCAAUAUUCGCUUCAAUAAUGACAUGGUUUCCAAGCCUGAAAUUUAUUAUCAGUCGCCCAUGGCUGCUGCCCGUGCCUAUAAGGAUGGGGACACGAUUCUUCAUCAUCUCGCUCAAGGCACACACUGGUGGUACGAAGGGGCUAUCCGAUAUCUUCUCCAACACGGUGCUGAUCCGAAUGCGCGUAACGCCGAGGGAAAGACACCACUCUGUGUCGCAGUGAGCCGAUCGGAGCUGGGAGGUCAUCGACGAUGGGAAAUAGUCAACAUCCUGCUCGAAGGUGGUGCCGAUCCAAACAUCGCAGCCACAUGCGGUUUCACUCCACUCGCAAUGUCUGCUCACAAUAAAAGGGUGUUUCGCUUGUUGGUUGAACGUGGUGCUGUUCCAUCUAGUGACCAUCCCAUGGAGCUGUUUCAGGCACUUUGUUCCUUUGAUGAGGAAAUUGUGUCCGAUCUAUUGGGCAUUGGACUAGAUGUCAAUAACACGACUCUAUCUUCCGCGCAGCCUCAUUGGCAUGCGCACAGGCUAGGAAAAGCGCCUUGGUCCAAGACUGAAGUCAUCCGACCCCUUCACUACAUCUCCAUGCUCCCUUUCAACGAAUCUCACUGUCGCGAUCACUCGAUACGCAUGAUUAAAAUGCUCUUAUCCAAUGGUGCGGACUGUUUCCUUCCAUGCGAUGCGGACAAACUUAUUCUUCACGAGAUUUUCUCAGAUGGCGGCAUCAUCAAACCCUGGCUUGACAUGCCCGAUAUUGACCUUGAACGACGAGAUCCUCGUGGCCGAACUCUGCUUUUAUCUGCCGCACGUUGUCAAUUAGGAGCCGAUUCAUAUGCCUGUGUGAUUCCGGUAUUCCCAUUCCGUGCUGGCAACAUCAUACAUGAGCAAUGGAAGGAAGGAGACGUUACCCGGCCGAUGGCAUUGUACAGAAAGGGUGCGGAUCUAACAGCUAUUGAUAACUUCGGUAACACUGUGUUCCAUCAUAUGGCCGGUUGUCAACCAAAAAAUACUUUUGCGGCGAUUGAAUAUCAGAGAACAGUCAGGCUUUUCAUGGAGAGAGUCCCUGAAUUUGAGAAGAGGGUAAAUUUGGAUGGCAAGACACCAUUCGCUAUUGCAAAGGAGCAAGGUGUUAAAUGGGCUAUGGACAUAUUUGAGGUGCAGGAAGAGCAGAACGCCAAUUGA